Messenger RNA from Pangasianodon hypophthalmus (striped catfish), 1370 nucleotides. It is a transcript of the gene ndufs8a, whose product is annotated as NADH:ubiquinone oxidoreductase core subunit S8a. Gene Ontology annotation, molecular function: NADH dehydrogenase activity; 4 iron, 4 sulfur cluster binding. Gene Ontology annotation, biological process: mitochondrial respiratory chain complex I assembly; mitochondrial electron transport, NADH to ubiquinone. Gene Ontology annotation, cellular component: membrane. The coding region runs from base 113 to 745 and encodes 210 amino acids. NCBI's taxonomy places the organism in Eukaryota, Metazoa, Chordata, Actinopteri, Siluriformes, Pangasiidae. The record is from RefSeq and is a predicted model, not a curated record. The transcript is spliced from 7 exons.
GAAAACUUGAGUUCAGUCACGUGGUCAGUGGUACUUCCGGCGUCUCGAAUGUGCGUUUCCUAAAUCGUCCGCUGUUCUGGUUUAGAAGGCCAAAUAGCGACAACCCGGCUUGAUGGCUGCAUCAUUACGUCUGCUCUUUUCUGUGUCCAGGCCAGGCUCCUUUGUAGCGAGCCACAAUCUUGUGCGUCCUCUCAGUUUAUCAGCGCAUAGAGAGGGUUACAAAUAUGUGAAUGCUCAGGAACCUCUCAAUGAUAUGAAGUCCAUCACAGACCGAGCCGCUCAGACCCUGCUGUGGACAGAGCUGUUCCGAGGUUUGGGAAUGACUAUGAGCUAUCUUUUCCGUGAGCCUGCCACCAUUAACUACCCGUUUGAGAAAGGCCCACUGUCCCCUCGUUUUCGCGGAGAGCACGCGCUGCGCCGAUACCCGUCUGGAGAGGAGCGCUGCAUCGCCUGCAAGCUGUGUGAGGCUAUCUGCCCAGCACAGGCCAUUACAAUCGAAGCUGAACCUCGUGCUGACGGCAGCAGGCGAACAACACGUUACGACAUCGACAUGACAAAAUGUAUCUACUGUGGUUUCUGCCAGGAGGCCUGCCCCGUGGAUGCCAUUGUAGAGGGGCCAAACUUUGAAUUUUCUACAGAGACUCACGAGGAGCUUCUUUAUAACAAGGAAAAGCUGCUCAAUAAUGGAGACAAAUGGGAGGCUGAGAUCGCAGCCAAUAUUCAGGCUGACUAUCUUUACAGAUAGACAGACUGUCUGGGUUCUGGCACACACACUGACUGACUGACUGACUGACUGACUGACUGACUGAAUGCCAACUGAGUUAUCUUCAUCAAAAGCGAUCACUGAUAAAUUGUUCAGAGUUUAUUCCUGAUUAAGGUUGAGAGGCCCAAAGGAUUUCAGCACAAACACCAUGGUAUAAUGAUUGACUCUCUAAUAAUUAAAGAUGGUGAUAAUACAAUGAUGCUUUUAGGAAACUCUCUGCCCAGAAAGUCCUACUGGUUCUAUCAAUCCUGAAAUCUGUUCAAAAACCAUGGCACUUGCGUACUGUACUUCAGUACAAAACCUCUGACUAACACACACACACACACACACACACACACACACUGUACAGUUUCCUCACACACACUCUACAUACAUACUGUCCCAAAAGCACACCUCAGAGUGGUGCGACAUGUGAGACAGCCUAAAAGCCAUCAAUUUUGCUUAAAAAUAACUCUGCCUACCCUAAACACACAGCUCAGCAAUAGUGGUAUUGCAGAAAGAACAUUUGUGUUGCUCUGAUGUUAUGACAGAAAGACAGACAGGAUUGUGUGUCCGUAUAAUAACUGUACAAAAUACCUGUAUUGAAUAAAUUAAUGUUGAAAAAAGA